UGCGUGAGUAACCACUUUACAUUUCCCCGUUGGCAGUGAUCAAGGUGGUGGUUGAGCAUUCGUAACCCGGAACGGAACGGAACGAGAUGGUUUUCACGGAGUCUUCUCUUCUCCUUCCGUCCGGUUCGAACAGCAGGAAGAGCACUGUUCCGGAAGACAAAUGGGAUUUGGCGUACAUAGUGUAUUUCUCCCUGGGAUUCGGUUACCUUCUCCCGUGGAACGCUUUCAUCACAGCCGUUGAUUACUUCUCCUAUCUUUACCCUGACACCAGCGUUGACCGCGUAUUCGCCGUCGUUUACAUGCUCAUCGGCCUCGUCGGAAUCUCCCUCAUCAUCCUCUACCGUCACAGCUCCAACGCCUUUCUCAGAAUCAACGUUGGUUUGGUCCUGUUCGUCGUUUCGCUCCUCAUCGUUCCCCUAAUCGACGCCUUCUACGUUAAGGGUCGUGUCGGAGUCAACGGUGGAUUCUACGCCACCGCCUUCGCCGUCGCCCUCUCCGGCGUCGCCGAUGCCCUCGUGCAGGGUUCCAUUGUCGGCUCCGCCGGCGAGCUGCCGCCGAGGUACACGCAAGCUGUCGUCGCUGGCACCGCCGGUUCUGGGGUGCUUGUUUCUGUGCUGAGGGUAAUCACGAAAGCUGUUUACCCACAAGAUGCCUCUGGUCUACAAAAGAGUGCAAAUCUGUACUUCUCUGUAUCAAUUGUGAUUGUGUUCAUAUGCAUGGUUUUAUACAACAUAGUGCACAAACUUCCUAUUAUGAAGUAUUACAAUGAACUUAAGGUUGAGGCGGCCGCAGCAAAUGGAGACAGUGGUCCCCCGACAGGAGCUGUGUGGAGGUCGACUUUAUGGGAUAUUGUGGGGAGCAUCAAGUGGUAUGGAUUUGGCAUUGUGCUCAUAUAUGCUGUGACUCUGGCAAUUUUUCCUGGUUACGUUACUGAGGAUGUGCACUCUCAAGUCCUUAAGGAUUGGUAUCCAAUUCUCCUAAUUGCUGCCUAUAAUGUGUUUGAUCUGGUUGGCAAGUCUUUGACAGCAGUUUAUCUCCUACAGAAUACAAAAGUUGCAAUAGGUAGUUGCAUAGCAAGAUUGCUGUUUUUCCCUCUCUUCUUAGGGUGCUUGCAUGGUCCCCAAUUCUUCCGGACUGAGAUUCCUGUGACGAUACUAACUUGUCUCUUAGGGCUUACUAAUGGCUACCUAACCAGUGUAUUGAUGAUUAUGAUUCCUAAAGCUGUAAAGUUGCAGCAUUCAGAGACUGCAGGGAUUGUGAGUGUAUUGUUCUUAGUUUUUGGUCUGGCUGCUGGGUCUGUUAUUGCUUGGUUUUGGGUCAUCUGACCAAGCAAUUUGUGUUAAUAUGGGGACUGUGAUGCGUCUUGUGUCUUCUUCCCUCAAUCAGAAAUCAAAAAUUGUAAUGAAUUAAUUUCCUCAAUUUGUUUCCAAACAAUAUGAAAAAUUGUAAACUUAUCUGUUGAUAUAAUCACACUGCUUUCAAUUCUAAACU
Molecule: messenger RNA, 1491 nt
Organism: Vigna unguiculata (cowpea)
Lineage: Eukaryota; Viridiplantae; Streptophyta; Magnoliopsida; Fabales; Fabaceae
Gene: ENT1
Product: equilibrative nucleotide transporter 1
Biological process (GO): nucleoside transmembrane transport
Cellular component (GO): plasma membrane
Molecular function (GO): nucleoside transmembrane transporter activity
Source: RefSeq, a predicted model, not a curated record